UAACGACGAUCGUAGUUAAAGGCAGCUGGCAAUUUAAUUAAUGUUGUGUAUUAAGUGCUUGAGAAUUCGGCGAUGAAUGAAAUAAGAACCGAUGAAAGUGAUCGCCCCUGAAUCAACGAACGAUCAACGAAAAAGUGGAGUGCCAGUGGGUUCCAGCAAAGUUGUUUGCGCAGUGGCUUCAACUUCGAAUUAUAAAGGAUAUUAUGUGAAAUAAGAGCAGUAUAUGUUUACUAUGAAGAUUAAAAAAUAUGUAACUCCUGUAAAAAGAAAAGCUUUCAACAUAUUCCAAUGGAUUUCACUACUGUGUAGUCUAUGUGCAAUCCCAACUGUACAAAGCAAACCCGAUGAAAGGCACACAGCAACCCUCGAAUAUAGAUUAGAAAACCAAUCGCAAGAUCUAUAUCGGUUUAGCCAUAAUGUAUAUAAUGUUACCAUACCAGAAAAUAGUCUGGGAAAGACUUACGCUAAGGGAGUAUUGCAUGAAAGACUGGCCGGCAUGAGAGUUGGCUUGAACUCAGAAGUUAAGUAUAGGAUAAUAAGUGGCGAUAAGGAGAAGCUAUUUAAAGCCGAGGAGAAACUGGUGGGAGACUUUGCCUUCUUAGCUAUUCGAACUCGAACAAACAACGUUGUGCUAAACAGAGAAAAAACUGAGGAAUACGUAAUACGAGUAAAAGCACAUGUACAUUUGCACGACAGAAAUAUAUCAAGCUAUGAAACGGAGGCGAAUAUUCACAUUAAAGUAUUGGAUCGCAACGACCUGAGUCCACUAUUUUACCCAACCCAGUAUACCGUAGUUAUUCCAGAGGACACUCCCAAAUAUCAAAGUAUUCUAAAGGUCACGGCAGACGAUGCGGAUCUCGGCAUCAAUGGGGAAAUCUACUACAGUCUUCUGAUGGACAGUGAACACUUUGCUAUCCACCCAACCACAGGUGAAAUAACCCUACUGCAGCAGCUUCAAUAUGCGGAGAACUCACACUUUGAGCUCACGGUACUGGCCUAUGAUCGGGGGUCGUGGGUAAACCACCAGAACCACCAGGCGAGCAAAGCCAAGGUCAGCAUUUCGGUGAAACAGGUUAACUUUUACGCUCCAGAAAUUUUCACAAAAACCUUUUCGAGCGUGACGCCAACUUCAAAUCCAUUAAUUUAUGGUAUUGUCCGCGUAAACGACAAAGACACUGGAAUCGAUGGUAAUAUUGGUCGUUUGGAGAUAGUCGAUGGCAAUCCAGAUGGCACUUUUCUUCUGAAAGCGGCAGAGACCAAAGACGAGUACUAUAUCGAAUUAAAUCAGUUCGCGCAUUUAAAUCAACAACAUUUUAUUUACAACUUAACGUUACGAGCAGAGGAUCUAGGAACUCCCCGUAGAUUCGCCUAUAAAUCCGUUCCGAUACAAAUAAAGCCAGAGAGCAAAAAUAUACCCAUAUUCACGCAGGAGAUAUACGAAGUCUCAAUUCCAGAAACGGCCCCCAUAAACAUGCCUGUGAUAAGGCUGAAAGUAAGCGAUCCAGACUUGGGUAAAAAUGCAUUGGUCUAUUUGGAAAUAGUGGGUGGUAAUGAGGGCGAUGAGUUUCGCAUCAACCCCGAUUCCGGAAUGUUGUACACAGCCAAGCAACUUGAUGCUGAAAAAAAAUCAAGUUACACCCUAACCGUUUCCGCCAUUGAUCAGGCAAACGUUGGGUCCCGAAAACAAUCUUCAGCCAAGGUGAAAAUAGGCGUUCAGGAUAUGAAUGACAAUGAUCCCAUAUUUGAGAAUGUAAAUAAAAUAAUUAGUAUAAACGAAAACAAUUUGGCUGGCUCCUUCGUUGUAAAACUAACAGCCAAGGACAGGGAUUCUGGGGAAAAUUCAUACAUAUCGUAUAGUAUUGCAAACCUUAAUACGGUUCCUUUUGAAAUCGACCACUUCAGCGGUAUAGUAAAGACCACGGCUCAAAUUGACUUUGAAACAAUGAAGCGGAACUAUGAACUGAUAAUACGUGCAUCGGAUUGGGGAUUACCGUACAGAAGGCAGACGGAAGUAAAACUAUCCAUCGUCGUAAAGGACAUUAACGACAACAGACCUCAAUUCGAACGGGUCAACUGCUAUGGCAAGGUCACCAAGUCGGCGCCGAUGGGUACUGAAGUUUUUGUUACCUCUGCCAUUGAUUUCGAUGCUGGCGACAUAAUUUCAUAUCGGCUGAGCGAAGGCAACGAGGACGGCUGCUUUAACUUGGACCCCACAUCCGGUUCCCUGUCUAUUUCCUGCGAUCUGAAGAAAACCUCUCUAACAAAUCGUAUUCUCAAAGCUUCCGCCACGGAUGGUACCCACUUUUCGGACGAUUUGAUUAUCAAUGUACAUCUAAUGCCUGAGGACUUGGGUGGCGAUGCCAGUAUUCUACACGGUUAUGGAUCUUUCGAGUGUCGUGAAACCGGAGUAGCCAGAAGGUUGGCGGAAACAUUGGCGUUGGCCGAGAAAAACAACGUGAAGAGUGUGUCGCCAUCCGUUUUCAGUGACCUAUCCCUGACACCCAGUCGAUAUGGCCAAAAUGUGCAUAGACCUGAAUUCAUAAACUUCCCACAGGAGCUGUCCAUCAAUGAAAGUGUCCAAUUGGGCGAAACAGUUGCUUGGAUAGAAGCCAAGGACCGGGACUUGGGUUACAAUGGAAAGUUGGUAUUUGCCAUUUCUGACGGCGACUACGAUUCGGUUUUUCGAAUUGAUCCCGAUCGCGGUGAACUGCAGAUAAUUGGCUAUUUGGAUAGGGAACGUCAAAAUGAAUAUGUCUUAAAUAUUACGGUCUACGAUCUGGGAAACCCAACGAAAUCGACAUCGAAAAUGUUGCCAAUAACGAUUCUCGAUGUAAACGAUAAUCGACCUGUUAUUCAGAAGACAUUGGCCACAUUCCGAUUGACAGAAAGUGCCAGGAUAGGCACUGUGGUGCACUGCGUUCAUGCCACGGACGCUGAUUCGGGGAUCAAUGCUCAGGUGACUUAUGCCUUGUCGGUUGAGUGCAGUGAUUUUACGGUCAAUGCGACUACGGGGUGCAUUCGUCUAAACAAACCACUGGAUCGCGAGAAACAGGACAAUUAUGCUCUUCACAUUACGGCAAAGGAUGGCGGAAAUCCUGUACUAUCCUCGGAAGCUCUGGUUUACGUUCUGGUCGAUGAUGUUAACGACAAUGCCCCGGUUUUCGGAGUCCAAGAGUACAUAUUUAAAGUGCGCGAAGAUCUGCCCCGUGGAACAGUGUUGGCCGUAAUCGAGGCAGUGGAUGAAGACAUUGGUCCCAAUGCUGAAAUCCUCUUCUCCCUCAAGGAGGAGAUGCAGGAUGAGGAACUGUUUCGGAUCGACAAGCACACUGGUGCUAUACGAACCCAGGGAUAUCUGGACUACGAGAACAAACAAGUGCAUAACCUUAUUGUCAGCGCCAUCGAUGGCGGAGAUCCAUCUCUAACAUCGGAUAUGUCCAUAGUUAUAAUGAUCAUCGAUGUGAACGAGAAUCGCUUUUCUCCCGAGUUCGAAGACUUUGUGUAUGAAGGGAAAGUAAAGGAGAACAAGCCCAAGGGGACGUUUGUAAUGAAUGUCACUGCCCGGGAUUUGGAUACGGUUGACCUGAACUCAAAAAUCACGUAUUCCAUCACAGGUGGCGAUGGGCUGGGAAUUUUUGCGGUCAACGACCAAGGCUCAAUAACUUCCCUGUCACAACUCGAUGCUGAGACUAAAAACUUUUACUGGCUCACCCUGUGUGCACAGGAUUGCGCAAUAGUUCCCCUCAGCAAUUGUGUGGAAGUAUACAUCGAAGUCGAAAACGAAAAUGAUAACAUUCCUCUGACGGACAAGCCAGUGUACUACGUUAAUGUUACGGAAGCAAGUGCUGAAAACGUUGAGAUCAUUACCCUGAACGCAGUAGAUCCAGAUAUAGAUCCUACACAGUCUAUUACUUAUAAUAUCGUUUCUGGAAAUCUGGUCGGUUAUUUUGAAAUCGAUUCAAAGACAGGAGUUAUUACAACCACUGAACGCAAACUGGACAGAGAAAAUCAAGCAGAACAUAUUUUGGAGGUGGCUAUAUCAGACAAUGGAUCGCCAGUUCUAUCGUCUACAUCGCGAAUUGUCGUUUCGGUCUUAGAUAUAAACGAUAAUAGCCCCGAGUUUGACCAACGGGUUUACAAAGUGCAAGUUCCGUCUUCAGCUACUGUCAACCAAUCUAUUUUUCAGGUUCAUGCUAUCGACAACGACAGUGGUGAAAAUGGCCGAAUAACCUAUUCAAUUAAGUCCGGAAAGGGUAAAAAUAAAUUCCGCAUUGACAGUCAAAGGGGCCACAUUCAUAUAGCAAAACCAUUGGAAUCCGAUAAUGAGUUUGAAAUUCACAUUAAGGCUGAAGACAACGGGAUUCCUAAGAAAAGUCAAACUGCUAGAGUUAAUAUAGUUGUAGUUCCAGUUAAUCCUAAUUCGCAAAACGCACCGUUGAUAGUUAAAAAGACUUCUGACAAUGUCGUUGAUCUGACGGAGAACGACAAGCCUGGAUUUUUGGUCACUCAAAUUUUGGCAGUCGAUGAUGACAACGAUCAGUUGUGGUACAAUAUAUCCAAUGGCAAUGAAGACAACACAUUUUAUAUUGGCCAAGACAACGGAAACAUUUUGCUAUCCAAAUAUUUGGACUACGAAACUAAAAAGUCAUAUAAUCUGACUAUUAGCGUCACUGAUGGCACAUUUUCAUCGUUUACUUAUCUAUUGGUUCAAGUGAUCGAUAUAAAUGAUAAUCCUCCGCAAUUCCCUAAAGAUGUCUAUCAUGUCAAUAUAUCAGAAAACAUUGAAGAGGAAUCAGUUAUAAUGCAACUUCACGCAACUGACAGAGAUGAAGACAAGAAACUAUUCUAUCAUCUCCACGCUACCCAGGAUCCCACAUCCCUGGCUUUGUUUCGAAUCGAUUCUAUAAGCGGAAAUGUUAUUGUCACUCAGAGAUUGGAUUUUGAAAAGACGGCGCAGCACAUACUAAUCGUGUUUGUUAAAGAUCAAGGAGCGCCUGGGAAAAGAAACUAUGCCAAGAUCAUUGUGAAUGUGCAUGACCACAACGACCAUCACCCGGAAUUUACAGCGAAAAUUAUUCAAAGUAAAGUCCCCGAAAGCGCAGCUAUUGGCUCUAAGUUAGCCGAAGUUCGGGCCAUAGAUCGAGAUAGUGGCCACAAUGCCGAGAUUCAGUACUCGAUCAUCUCGGGUAACGUGGGCAGUGUUUUUGAGAUCGACCCGACUUUUGGUAUAAUCACAUUAGCUGGCAGCUUGAAUAUAAACAAGAUCCAAGAGUACAUGCUUCAAGUAAGGGCAGUAGACCUGGGUAACCCUCCUUUGUCAUCGCAGAUACCGGUACACAUAAUUGUUACCAUGUCUGAAAACGAUCCACCAAAGUUCUCAGCAAACAAUAUUGCCAUAGAAAUUUUCGAAAAUCUGGGCAUCGGAACGUUUGUUACUCAAGUCACCGCUCGGUCCUCGUCAUCUAUAUUCUUCAAUACUAUUUCCGGGAACACAAAUGAAAGCUUCCGCAUAAACCCCUCCACUGGAGUUAUUGUUAUUAAUGGAAACAUUGAUUACGAAAUAAUCAAAGUAUUCAACCUUACGGUCAAAGGAACCAAUAUGGCAGCUGAGUCAUCCUGCCAAAAUAUAAUUAUACAUAUCCUAGAUGCUAACGAUAAUAUUCCGUAUUUCGUUCAAAAUGAAUAUGUUGGCGCAUUGUCUGAAUCGGCUGCAAUUGGAUCUUACGUACUAAAAGUACACGAUUCAUCGAAAGAUCAUUUAACUUUACAAGUUAAGGAUGCUGAUGUCGGAGUAAACGGAAUGGUUGAAUACCACAUAAAUGAUGAUCUGGCCAAAAACGUAUUCAAAAUAGAUUCGACAACUGGCGCUAUAGAACUGUUAAGGCAUUUGGACUAUGAAACGAACGCGGGCUAUACUUUUGAUGUUACGGUUAGUGAUAUGGGAAAACCCAAACUACAUUCCACUACAACAGCACACGUUACAAUUCGUGUGAUCAAUGUUAACGAUUGUCCUCCAGUAUUUAAUGAAAGAGAACUCAAUGUAACCUUGUACCUUCCAACUUUUGAAAACGUGUUUGUUGUACAAAUUAAUGCAAAGGAUGCUGAUAACGAUACUUUAAGGUUUGACGUUGUGGAUGGAAACACAAAUGAAUGUUUUCAAAUCGACAAAUACACCGGCAUUAUAACAACAAGAAAUUUCGAAAUAUUAAAUAAUGAAAAUGAUCAGGACUAUACCUUGCACAUCCGUGCCUCUGACGGAAUAUUCUCUGCAAUUUUAAUAGUUAAAAUUAAGGUUCUGUCUGCUUUAGACUCAAAUUUCGCAUUCCAACGGGAAUCGUACAGAUUUUCUGCAUUUGAAAAUAACACAAAGGUGGCUACCAUCGGAUUGGUUAAUGUGGUUGGAAACUCACUGAACGAAAACGUCGAGUACCGUAUCUUGAAUCCAACAAAAUUGUUCGACAUUGGAAUCAGUUCGGGAGCCCUAAAAACCACUGGAGUCAUUUUCGAUCGCGAAGUACAAGAUUUGUACAGACUCUUUGUAGAAGCCAAGUCAGUUUUAUUUGACGGAAUGAACUCCAAUGUGCGCAGGGCAGUAACCUCUGUAUACAUAUCUGUCUUGGAUGUGAAUGACAACUGCCCUUUAUUUGUCAAUAUGCCGUAUUAUGCCACUGUUUCAAUUGACGAUCCAAGGGGAACGAUUAUAAUGCAAGUAAAGGCCGUUGACUUGGAUAGUGCAGAAAAUGGUGAAGUUCGUUAUGAACUAAAAAAGGGAAAUGGGGAGUUGUUCAAAUUGGACCGAAAAACUGGAGAGUUAUCCAUAAAGCAGCAUGUGGAAGGACAUAACCGAAACUAUGAGCUUACCGUGGCUGCUUAUGAUGGCGCCAUAACACCUUGUUCUUCAGAAGCGCCUCUUCAAGUGAAGGUGAUUGAUCGAUCGAUGCCCGUUUUUGAAAAACAGUUUUACACUGUUAGCGUCAAGGAAGACGUGGAAAUGUAUUCGGCUCUUUCCGUAUCCAUCGAAGCCGAAAGUCCCUUGGGGAGGAGUCUUAUUUAUACCAUAUCUUCAGACAGUCAGUCGUUUGAAAUUGAUUACAAUACAGGAUCAAUUUUUGUUGUAAACGAACUGGACUACGAGCAAAUGAAUUUCCAUGAUGUUUCUAUUCGAGCGACUGAUAGUCUCUCUGGGGUUUACGCAGAAGUUGUUUUAUCUGUUUCCAUCAUUGAUGUCAACGACUGCUAUCCAGAGAUUGAAAGUGAUAUCUACAACAUAACCAUUCCGGAAAAUUCCUCCUUUGGGACGCAAAUUUUGAAGAUUAAUGCAACUGAUAAAGACUCCGGAGCAAACGCAAAACUUUCUUAUUACAUUGAAUCCAUAAACGGGCAAAACAAUUCUGAACUGUUUUACAUAGAUGUCACAGAUGGAAAUCUGUACCUAAAGACUCCCUUGGAUUAUGAGCAGAUUAAAUACCAUCAUAUUGUUGUUAAUGUAAAGGACCAUGGAUCGCCAUCAUUGAGUUCCCGAUCAAAUGUAUUUAUAACAGUUAAAGACUUGAAUGACAAUCCGCCAUGCUUUGUUGAGCCUUCCUACUUCACAAAACUGUCUGUCGCGGCUGUUCGCGGACAAUUUGUUGCUCUGCCUAAGGCAUACGAUAAGGAUAUUUCUGAUACUGAUUUACUGGAGUAUAAAAUUGUUUACGGAAAUGAAUUGCAAACCUAUAACAUUGAUAAACUAACAGGCGUGAUAUCCCUUCAAAACAUGUUAAACUUCACCGAUAAAAGUAGCACAGUCUUGAAUAUUUCUGUUUCUGAUGGAGUGCAUACAGCCUAUGCUCGUUUGAAAAUAUCAUUAUUACCAGAAAACGUUUACAGUCCACAGUUCGAUAGAAGUAAUUAUGAGGCAAAAAUUCCAGAAAAUUUGUUACAUGGUCACAAUAUAAUAACGGUAAAAGCAACGGAUGGCGAUUUCGGCACGUAUUCGAGCCUUUAUUACGAAAUUGUUUCCGAAGAAAUGAAAAAGUUUUUUCUUAUCGACCAAUCUACGGGGGUUAUAACCUCUAAAGUAACUUUUGACCGUGAAAAAAGGGAUGAGUAUGUGGUGUUGAUGAAGGUGUCCGAUGGUGGCGGUAAAUUCGGAUUUGCAUCCCUCAAGGUUAUAGUAGAAGACGUGAACGAUAACGUUCCUAACUUCCUGUUAAAAGAGUACAAGAUUGUUGCAAGCACAACAACGGAAGCGAACACAACUAUUUUAACGGUCAAAGCAAAGGACGACGAUAUCAACGAAAAUGGAUCGGUUUACUACCAAAUUGUUCAAAAGUCUAUCGACGAGGCAUCAAAGGAUGUGAUUGAUAUUAACGAAAAAACUGGAGAUAUUGUCUUUAAACGAGAUGCCGGAUCCUAUGGAGUUGGCUCAUUUCAAUUUUUCGUACGUGCAUCUGAUCGCGGCGAACCUCAAUUUCAUUCCGAAGUCCCAGUUUCAAUCGAAAUAAUUGAAACAGAUGCAAGCAUUCCCGUUUUUGAGAAAUCAUCACUACUGCUUAAGAUUAUAGAGUCAACGUCACCGGGAACCGUGCUUACAAAGCUACACAUGAUUGGUAACUUUACGAUUAAGUUUUCAAUAGCAGCAGAUCAGGAUCAUUUCAUGAUAUCCGAUGGUGGCGAAUUGAUCCUUCAGCAAACACUAGACAGGGAGCAACAAGAAUCGCACAAUUUGAUUGUUGUGGCGGAAACUUCUACGGUGCCGGUGCUCUUUGCCUACGCUGAUGUUUUAAUUGAAGUGAGGGACGAAAAUGAUAACUAUCCCAAGUUCGACAACACAUUUUACAGUGCCAGUGUUGCGGAAAACAGUGAAAAGGUCAUUUCGUUGGUAAAAGUAUCAGCAACUGAUGCUGACACCGGUCCAAACGGAGAUAUUCGAUACUACCUAGAAAGUGAUACCGAAAACAUCCAAAAUAUUUUCGACAUUGACAUUUACUCUGGCUGGAUCACCCUGCUGACCUCCUUGGAUAGAGAAGUUCAAUCUGAAUACAAUUUCAAAGUAAUUGCUGCCGACAAUGGCCACCCAAAACAUGAUGCAAAAGUACCUGUAACUAUAAAAAUUGUAGACUAUAAUGAUAACGCACCAGCAUUUAAGUUACCUAUUGAAAGAAUUUCUGUGUUCGAGAAUGCACUGCCUGGUACUGUUUUAAUCAACCUACUCCUAAUUGAUCCGGAUAUUGAAAAACAGGAAAUGGACUUCUUCAUCGUUUCUGGAGACAAACAAGCUCAGUUCCAGAUCGGUAAAAGCGGAGAGCUAUUUAUUGCCAAACCCUUAGAUCGCGAACAAAUCAUGUUCUAUAACUUAAGCAUUAUUGCUACUGAUGGAAAAUUCACUGCCAAAGCCAAUGUGGAAAUAGAUGUAAAAGAUAUAAACGACAAUACUCCUUACUGCCUAAAACCCCGCUAUCAUAUCUCCACAAAUGAAUCAAUCUCUAUUGGAACUACACUAGUUGAGAUCGAGGCCAUAGACUUCGAUUUACAAAGCAAACUUCGCUUCUAUCUAUCUGGCAAAGGUGCAGACGAAUUUACUAUUGGAAAGGAAAGUGGAAUACUGAAGGUGGUAAACGCACUAGAUCGGGAAACAACUCCAAAGUAUAAACUAGUAGCACAUGUUCAGGAUGGCAAGGACUUUACUCAAGAAUGCUUCUCCGAAGUGAUCAUCACAGUCAACGACAUUAAUGACAAUAUUCCUGUUUUCUCAAUGGCUCAAUACAGAGUGAGUGUACCCGAGGAUGCUCAAUUAAAUACUUUGAUCACGAAAGUACAUGCAAUGGAUAAAGAUUUUGGAGUCAAUAGACAAAUCAAGUAUUCCCUAAUGGGCGAAAACCAUGAUUACUUUAAAAUAUCAAAGUCGACUGGUAUUAUAAGGCUGGAUAAGAAUCUCGACCGUGAAACAAUUUCGUUAUUUAACCUAACUGUCAAAGCCGAGGAUUGUGGCGUUCCAAAAUUACAUUCAAUUGCAACAGUAGCAGUAAACAUAUUGGACAUCAAUGACAAUCCACCUGAGUUCAGUAUGCGACAGUAUUCCUGCAAAAUUCUGGAAAACGCCACCCAUGGCACGGAAGUUUGUAAGGUCUACGCCGCCUCCAUAGAUAUUGGAGUAAAUGCGGAUAUUCACUACUUUAUAAUGAGUGGCAACGAACAAGGAAAAUUCAAGAUGGAUUCCAUGACAGGCGACUUGGUGUUAAAUGCAACUUUGGAUUAUGAAAUGUCAAAGUUCUACUUCUUGACCAUUCAAGCUAUCGAUGGAGGCACACCACCACUUAGCAACAACGCCUAUGUGAACGUGUCUAUUCUGGAUAUCAAUGACAACAGCCCCAGGUUUCUGCAAAACUUGUACCGUAUAAAUGUCAAUGAGGAUAUUUUCGUGGGAUCCAAGAUUCUUGAUAUCCAAGCCACAGAUGAGGACUCUGAUAUUAAUGGCCUCGUAACUUACAACAUUGAAAAGGGUGACAACAUAGGACAGUUCUCAAUAGAUCAGGCGAACGGAACAAUUAGCGUAUCAAGGCCCUUAGAUCGUGAGACUAUUUCGCAUUACAAUCUGGAAAUUCAAGCCUGUGAUCAGGGAAUCCCUCAACGUUGCAACAGUGUUCCAGUAAAUGUAAAUAUUUUGGACACAAACGACAAUGCGCCCAUAUUUUCCAGCGCCAACUAUAGUGUUGUUCUUCAAGAAAAUAGACCUUUGGGUUAUAUAUUCCUGACUUUCAAAAUAUCAGACGCAGACGAAUCACCCAAUACCACUCCAUAUACCUUCGACAUAAGGUCUGGUAAUGAGGGUGGACUUUUCCGACUGGAGCAGGAUGGGUCUUUGAGCACUGCCUCGCGAUUUAAUCACAACCUUCAGGAUGAAUUCGUGAUCCAAGUUCGAGUUUUUGACAACGGCACACCACCAUUGUAUUCCGAUGCCUGGGUGGUUGUGAAAAUAAUUGAGGAAAGCCAAUACCCGCCAAUUGUCACUCCCCUUGAAGUUACAAUUAAUUCAUUUGAGGACGAUUUCUCCGGCGCAUUUAUUGGAAAGGUCCAUGCCUCCGACCAAGACAAGUACGAUGAAUUAAACUUCAGUUUGGUGUCUGGAUCAGAAGACAUGUAUCAGAGUUCUAAGUUGUUUAACAUUUCCAACCAAACAGGAAAGAUCUACGCCAUAUCAAAUCUAGACAUUGGUCUGUACAAGCUUAAUGUGUCAGUUUCAGAUGGAAAAUUCCACGUCUUUUCGAUUGUCAAGAUCAAUGUAGAACUGGUAACCAAUGAUAUGCUCAAGGAAUCAGUUGUCAUUAGGUUCAGCAGGAUAUCGGCAUCUGAAUUUCUGCUCAGUCACAGGAAAACUUUCAUGCGCUCAAUUCGCAAUAUAAUGCGAUGUCGCCAAAAGGAUGUAAUUCUAAUAACCCUUCAAUCGGAAGCACAAAAACAUUCAGUAACCAAUCGGCAUGCGAGAUCAGUUGACUCCAAUUUAAAUGUGGUGUUUGCAGUGCGAAAACAGCAAAUAAUUCCCGAUUCUGAUGAAUUCUUCACCAGUGACGAAAUUCGACAAACACUGAUUGACAAAAAGAACGAGAUUGAAAACGAAACCAACUUGGUAGUGGAGGAUAUACUACCAUCCACUUGUCAGAGCAACAAAAACGCCUGUGUUCAUGGGGAAUGCAAACAGAUUUUACGAAUCCUGAAGAACAACGUAACCACCACCUUUACGGAUGUGAUAAGUUUUGCAGCUCCUUCGUAUAGUCAGGUGAACAGAUGCGUCUGCAGGCCUGGAUUCGAUGGAAAGCACUGCAAUGAGACGGUGAAUGCCUGCUCAACGGAUCCUUGCUCCCCGCAGAGGAUCUGCAUGCCUUCUGGAUCGGUCUUGGGGUACCAAUGUGUCUGCCCCAAAGGUUUCUCGGGAACCUACUGCGAAAGGAAGUCUUCGAAGUGCAGCAAUGAAUCCUGCGAUAUGGGUCUUUUCACUGCGGUUUCCUUCGGCGGAAAGAGCUAUGCCCACUAUAAGAUCAACAAAAUUAAGGCCAAAUUCACGCUGGAAAAUGAAUUCUCUUAUUCCCUGCAGAUAAGAACUGUGCAGCAAACUGGCACCCUGUUGUAUGCCAGCGGCAAGGUGGACUACAACAUCCUGGAAAUCAUAAACGGAGCCGUUCAGUAUAGAUUCGAUUUGGGUUCGGGCGAGGGAGUCAUCAGUGUGUCGAGCAUCAACAUCUCCGAUGGCGAGUGGCAUCUAAUAAGUCUGGAGCGAUCCCUUAACAGUGCCAAAGUAAUGGUGGAUAACAAACACGUCUCGCAUGGCAGUGCUCCAGGUGUGAAUGGCAUCCUGAACAUCCAGUCAAAUGAUAUCUUUGUGGGCGCUGAAGUUCGACCCCAUCCAUCGAUUAUCGGCUACGAGGACAUUCAGCGCGGCUUUAUUGGCUGCAUGGCCAACAUAAAAAUAGCCAAGGAGUCGCUGCCAUUGUACAUUUCCGGCGGAAGUACCAUUGCUGCCCUGAAGCGGUUCACGAAUGUCGAGUUCAAGUGCGAUCCAUCGAAUGUGCUGGUGCGUCUGGGUAUCUGCGGAUCUCAACCGUGUGCCAACAGUGGAAUCUGCAAGGAACUGGACACUGACGUUUUUGAAUGUGCCUGCCAGCCCCGAUAUUCCGGUAAACAUUGUGAAAUCGAUCUUGAUCCCUGCUCAUCGGGACCCUGCUUGUUCGGCGGAAGGUGUGACUAUCACGGGCCCAACAACUACAGCUGCACGUGUCCCAUUCACUUAUCCGGAAGGAGGUGUGAGUACGGAAAGUUCUGCACUCCCAAUCCGUGCAAAAACGGUGGCAUUUGCGAGGAAGGCGAUGGAAUAUCGCACUGCAUGUGCCGAGGCUACACUGGACCCACUUGUGAGAUCGAUGUGGACGAGUGCGAGAACCAGCCGUGCGGAAAUGGAGCGACCUGUAUCAACGAACCCGGAAGCUUCAGGUGCAUCUGUCCAUCCUACCUCACAGGAGCCAGCUGCGGAGAUCCCCUGUAUUCGAAUUCGAUAUCCACGAAGUUGAAGAACUUUUCCCUAGAGCACAUAAGCGGGAUCAUAUCGGGAGUGGCUGUAGUAUUAGUGAUCAUUAGUUGUGUUCUAUGCUGCGUGGUCAUUCGGAGGAGUUCCUCUUCGAAGCGCAGGAACCGACUUGAAAAGGACAAGAACAAGCCUUCGUACAAGGAGGCAAACCUAAACUCGCUGGUGGACAAGGACAAUUACUGCAAACCGAACGUUAAGUUAAGUAAUUUGGAAGUCAACCAGCGGCCCAUUAGCUACACUGCAGCCCCAAACGACAACCUGUUUCUCAGCAAUAGGAAUUUUGUAAAUAAUUUGGAUAUAUUGCGGAGCUACGGUUCAGCCGGCGAUGAACUGGAAAAUGUGCCAUUCGAGUACCAGAAGGUGAAUCGAAAUAAGCAGCACGUAAAUAUAAAUUCAUGCCAUUCCGCCGAUGCAGACAAUGCCUACAAGCAGGAAUGGUGCGAGCAAAUGCAUUUAAGAACCUUCAGUGAAAACAAACUGAACAAUGAACUCAAACGAGAUUUCGGACCAUCUGUUAGUCGCUUUUCAACUGGAAAACUCAUCCAAGUUGAAAUGCCAAACGUGUGCCACUCUUCCAGUGCGAAUUUUGUUGAUUAUUCAGCUCUUGCCAAUGGUCAAUAUCAUUGGGACUGUUCCGACUGGGUUCGCAAAAGCCAUAAUCCCUUGCCAGACAUAACCGAAGUUCCUGGAGCAGAAAUAGCUGACUCAUCGAGCUUACAUAGCAACGAUAGCAACGAGUCCAAGUCGAAGAAAGCGUUCUUCGUCCACAGGGAAGACGGAGAUGUUGAUCCGACUAGGGAUAUAGCUGCAUUAAAUGAGGAUAUCGGAUCGGAGUAUUUGGAUUCGGAGGCAGAGAGCUGUUUGGAGCCGUUUAUGUUGCCGAGAUCAAGUAAUCAGCCACUUUCAAGACUGAGUUCUUUUAAUAAUAUCGAGAAUGAAGACUAUAAAUCAAAUACAGUGCCUUUACCGUCGAAAGUUAGUCAUUCGUGCAAAGUAUAUUUAAGACAUCCUGAUUCGUAUUUACCGACGAUGCAUUUUCCAAGUGAGACAGAUGGAGAGAGCUCUAUGACCGAGGGGCCGAUUUCAAGGAAGGAAAUGAAGACCAGGAGGACGAUAAGUGAAAAUUCAGAGGAGGCAUACCUAUUUCCAUGCGCUGUCGGAGAAAUUGGUUCCAACAGCAAUAUUUCGGUUCGACUGUGCGAAAUUGAAGAUUCUGAGUUGGAAGAGUUUUUACCACAACAACAAACAAACAAUUAAAUGACAUGCUAAAUAUAUAAGAUCUACAUUUUACACAAAUUAUUUGAUUUCGUUAGAUACUAUUUUCCAUAGGAAAAAACUUUGGUUAUAUAUUUUCAAUAAAAAAUACAUAAAUAUA
This is a messenger RNA of Drosophila subpulchrella, 14432 nucleotides long. It is a transcript of the gene kug, whose product is annotated as fat-like cadherin-related tumor suppressor homolog. The record is from RefSeq and is a predicted model, not a curated record. Gene Ontology annotation, cellular component: plasma membrane. Gene Ontology annotation, molecular function: calcium ion binding. Gene Ontology annotation, biological process: homophilic cell-cell adhesion. The transcript is spliced from 22 exons. NCBI's taxonomy places the organism in Eukaryota, Metazoa, Arthropoda, Insecta, Diptera, Drosophilidae. The coding region runs from base 224 to 14314 and encodes 4696 amino acids.